Molecule: messenger RNA, 2609 nt
Organism: Dendrobium catenatum
Lineage: Eukaryota; Viridiplantae; Streptophyta; Magnoliopsida; Asparagales; Orchidaceae
Product: protease 2
Exons: 11
Coding region: 45-2399 (784 amino acids)
Biological process (GO): proteolysis
Molecular function (GO): serine-type endopeptidase activity
Source: RefSeq, a predicted model, not a curated record
GCUUCACUGUUUCUCACCUUUUAACCCCCUCUCCCGGCGUUUCGAUGUUUCGACAGCCGUACCUCCGCCGUCUCCUUCUCCCCUCACCCCCCUACUCCACCUGCAAGCGUAAAAAACUACCCUCUCUCCCUCCCUUACAACCCCCCAUUCCCAAAAAGAUCCCUUUCACCGGUUCCGCUCAUGGCCGAACCUGGGACGACCCCUACCACUGGAUGUCAAAUACUUCCGAUCCCGACCUUGCCGAACACCUACUACGUGAAAACUCCUACGCAGAAGCUUUCAUGAUCGACACGGACGGUCUUCGGAAAAGGCUGAAAGAGGAAAUGUGGGCACGGAUGCCGCCGAGGAUUUCAGCUGCUCCCGAGACUUGGGGGAAUUGCAGGUCAUAUUAUCAAUACAUACCGGAGGGAAAGGAGUAUCCACUCUUGUGUAGGAAGCCCAUAAAUCAAAAUGGAUUUACAAAGAAACUUUGUGAUUGGUUAAGGGGUUUUGGAGAGGAGGUUUUACUUGAUUGGAAUGAAAUCGCGGAACAGUUUGGAUAUGUUCACAUAGGCACUUGUAGAGUCUCUCCAGACCACAGGUUCGUUGCAUAUACUUUGGACACCUUUGGGAGUGAAAUGUUUACGCUUCAUGUCAAAGACCUUCAAACUGGACAAAUCACUUCAGAUCCAAAAAGGAAGGGAGUUGUUAGCUUGGCUUGGGCUGGUGACAGCAGUUGUUUGUUAUAUACAGUUUGCAAUGAAAAACAGCGACCUUACAGAGUCUUCUCUACAAACUUAGUGUCAGAUAUGGUAGAUGAUCUGCUUUUUACCGAGAAUGAUUUAACUUGCUGCGUUGACAUUGCAAGCACAAAAGAUGGAAAAUAUAUCACAAUAAAUUCGAAUUCAAAGUCAUCAUCUGAGGUAUAUGUGAUUGAUGCAAUGAACUUAAAAGAUGGAAUUUGGCCUGUUCGAAUGCGCAUUCCUUUUGUGCAAUACUUCCUGGAACACCAUCAUGGUUACUUUUAUAUCCUUACAAAUGCUCCUUCAGAAGAAAUGGCAUCAGCUGCAAGUGGCUAUUAUUUAGCUAGAUGUCAAGCUGUCAAGUCAUUGCUGAUCAAUUGGCAGGUUAUCAUUGAGCCAGAUCAAGAUAUGUUAUUUCAAGACUUCGAUAUAUCUAAUGAAUAUUUGGUGCUUUCUGUCAUGACGGAGGGGCUUCCAUUGUUUUGUUCCAUAGAGAUGUAUAAGGUGGUAAAUCACAAGGGCAAGCCAAUGAAAUUUGAUGACCUCAAGCCAUGGUUUUUCCCACUGCCCUCUAGCUCAUACAGUAUUGUGCCAGGCUCAAAUCUUGAUUUCAUGUCUUCGGUUUACCGUCUAGUGAUUUCAUCUCCAGUGAUCCCUGAUCUUGUGGUUGACUAUGAUAUGAAAAGGCGUGACUUCACUGUAUUGCAUCAAGAGGAGGUAUUGGGGUUGAUUAAGCAUAAAAAUUCUUCUUCGGAAUUACAUCAUAUUUCUGGCAAUCAAACUCUUAAUAAGCAGCAUUUGUACAUGGUAAAAGACAUGCCGAAGUGGGAUGAUCUUUCUGAGGAUUUCUCUUGUGAAAAGAGGGAUGUCAUUUCACAUGAUGGCGUGAGAGUCCCACUAACAAUAGUCUACUCUAGGAGAGCAGAGCAUAUUGGUCAAUCUCCUGGUAUUUUACAUGGAUAUGGAGCUUAUGGAGAAGUACUGGACAAAAGUUUUUCUUCUGACGACAUAACCCUACUUUCUCGUGGUUGGGUUAUUGCGUAUGCUGAUGUCAGGGGCGGAGGGGAUUUGGGUUGGCAUAAGUCUGGAGCCAGACAUUGUAAACUAAAUUCUGUUUAUGAUUUUGCUGCGUGUGCAAUGUUUCUUAUAAAUGAAGGCUAUGUUCAUAAAAAUCAGCUUGGUGCAAUUGGCUGUAGUGCUGGUGGCCUUCUUGUUGGUGCAACCAUCAAUAUGUUUCCUGAUUUGUUCUCUGCUGCAAUAUUAAAGGUUCCAUUUCUUGAUAUUUGCAAUACACUGUUGGACCCCAGUCUACCGCUCGCUAAUUUGGACUAUGAGGAAUUUGGUGAUCCCAGAAUCCUAGCUGACUUCGAGAUAAUUCGAAGAUAUUCUCCCUAUGAUAAUAUAUGCUUAGAUGCUUGCUAUCCUUCCUUGCUGGUAACAACAUCAUUUCAUGACUCAAGGGUAGGAGUCUGGGAAGCUGUUAAAUGGGUAGCAAGAGUGAGAGAGAAAACAUGUUGCACUUGUUCUCGGUCGGUAAUUCUGAAGACAAACAUGAUUGGAGGGCAUUUUGGUGAGGGUGGCCGUUACAGUCAUUGUGAGGAAACUGCUUUUGAGUACGCAUUUUUUAUCAAAGUCAUGGGAUUACUUGAUAAUGAGAAGAAAUCCGAUUAUUUAUAGAAUUUAACUGUCAUGAUCUGACUGUAGAUGAUUAUUAAAAGAGAGUAAAGUUUCACUUUCCAAUUGUCAAAGAUGACAAGUAAUGAGUAAAUAUAAGCCAGUGAUCCAAUCUGGAAGUUGUUUUUCAUUCUUUACUGCAGACAUCCUUCAUUGUAAACUUUUGAUUUCAACUGCAACAACAUUUAUAAGAUUGUAUUCUUUUGUCAGCUG